AUGACUUCUGAACCGGAUUAUGGGGAAUUUAUCCACAACUUGCCCUUCGCCUGUCCAGGGAGCUUUUGGGAGACAGGAAGCACGGAACGCGAGACUCGAAGCUUAUUGGAGGGCAAGCUUGCUUUACGGCUCAACAUUGCUUUUUACGGCAUUUUCCGGCUUCCCAUUCACUUCGCAGUGAAGAUGGCGUCGGGCAGCGGGACAAAAAACUUGGACUUUCGCCGAAAGUGGGACAAAGAUGAAUAUGAGAAGCUCGCCGAGAAGAGGCUCACGGAAGAGAGAGAAAAGAAGGAUGGAAAACCGGUGCAGCCUGUCAAGCGGGAGCUUCUCCGGCAUAGGGACUACAAGGUGGACCUGGAAUCCAAGCUUGGGAAGACGAUUGUUAUUACCAAGACCACCCCACAAUCUGAGAUGGGAGGCUAUUACUGCAAUGUCUGUGACUGUGUGGUGAAGGACUCCAUCAACUUCCUGGAUCACAUUAAUGGAAAGAAACAUCAGCGAAACCUGGGCAUGUCUAUGCGUGUGGAACGUUCCACCUUGGAUCAGGUGAAGAAACGUUUUGAGGUCAACAAAAAGAAGAUGGAAGAGAAGCAGAAGGAUUAUGAUUUUGAGGAAAGGAUGAAGGAGCUCAGAGAAGAGGAGGAAAAGGCCAAAGCCUACAAGAAAGAGAAACAGAAGGAGAAGAAAAGGAGGGCAGAGGAGGACUUGACGUUUGAGGAGGAUGAUGAGAUGGCAGCUGUGAUGGGCUUCUCUGGGUUUGGUUCCACCAAGAAGAGUUACUGA
Messenger RNA from Equus quagga, 783 nucleotides. It is a transcript of the gene ZMAT2, whose product is annotated as zinc finger matrin-type 2. NCBI's taxonomy places the organism in Eukaryota, Metazoa, Chordata, Mammalia, Perissodactyla, Equidae. The coding region runs from base 1 to 783 and encodes 260 amino acids. Gene Ontology annotation, molecular function: nucleic acid binding; zinc ion binding. The transcript is spliced from 7 exons. Gene Ontology annotation, biological process: mRNA splicing, via spliceosome. The record is from RefSeq and is a predicted model, not a curated record. Gene Ontology annotation, cellular component: spliceosomal complex; U4/U6 x U5 tri-snRNP complex.